GUCAGAUUUAUCGUAAGAACGUACCGAAUGCGUGUUGUGAAUUUUGUUUUGCUGAUAGAUUUUUAUUAUUUUGGAAUUAAAAUUGUUAUAAGUAGUAUAAUCGAAGAAACCGUUGACGAAUUUUAAUAGUUACUGUUUACAGUUGUUAUAUAGUGUCGCUGCGUAUGUAAUUUUCGUGUUGUAACUUCAACCUACUUUGUUCCUGUUGACCUGCCUCGAACUUUGGUCGUUUAAAAGGUUACACGCACCGCCAGCCUGUAUUCAUCACUGCCAAGUAUUCCGCCCUUCAGCGCGCUUGAUGCCGCAAUGCUAGACAAGAUUAAAAUUAACAGUAAGAAGACAGCGCAAUUGUAUAGAAAGUUCGAGAGCUAUUGGCGCACGUGACAACGACGGGAGUCAGAGGACAGCGCCAUGAGCCAGUCCCAGGAAGAGGCCAGAGCGGCCAGGAUACAGAAGUACAAGGAGGAGAGGAGGAAACAACUCACGGCCAGGACAGCGACGUUGUUCUCUUCUAACGUCACUGAAAGGCGUCCAAAGAAAUCAACCGAUCGGACGCCGCCCGAAGACCCUGCCACUCCUCUCAAGUCUUCCUCGGAGCUCAACCUCAACACAGCUUCCACUUCGAUGCCUAUAAGAACAACCCGUGCCUCACGCUUAAGAGCCGCAGCAGCAACCCAGUCUGAUACAUCGCCGUCCCCGAGAAAGUCCAAUAGGAGCUCUUCAGCGCAAUCAAUGCUCGACGAUAGCAAAACAAAAUCACCCAAGAGUUCCAAAAUAAUUGAUAGAGAUAAAAAAGCAGUCACAAAUAGAAGACAGAGUAGCGAAAAAGAAAACAAAAAUACGUCUGAUAGAGAAAUUGGUGCUAUUAAAACGAAACUUAAACAUUCCAUUAAUAAGAAUAUUUUAGAAAAAGACAAAAGCAAUUUUAUAGUGACUAAUCCUAAAGGAAGGAACGUUGACGAAAAGUUUAAGCUAGAUGAUACUAGAAAGCUAAUUUCUACGACCAACGCGAAGAAGAUGAGCGUGAAGAACGAAGAAAAAAGACCUUUGCUGGUUAACGGCGAAGAAGACAUAUUUGACGAAAUCGAAAAAGACCUCUCGAAUAGUUUAGACAAUGAUAAGAUUGACGAUUUAUUUAAUAACCUCGUCGUUGACGACGCGGAAAGUCAGAACGUGGAAUUGAGAGUGAACGAUUGCGUUUUGAACGACCAAUCAGGGCUCAAAAUUAGUUACAAUAGUUUUACAAAUCCUGCCGCUGAUCAAGCAAUAGUUAAUCAUGUGAAAAUAGACGAUAGUGUAGUGCCAAAAGUGAAAGAAGAUGUCGGAGGACUGUUGGGAGCUGUAUGUGUUAGAAAAGUGGAAAGAUUUAGUGAAUUGCUCAGUAAUUUAUGUUCGCCGUGCGAAGCCGAUAUUUUAUUUGAGGAUAUUUUAGUUGAAAAUGGGAUAAACGGCGACAGUGCCACGCGCACGUCGGCACCGGAAUGCACGCCGCCAUGUCGCCGCGCUCAACCCUCGCCUCGCACCACCACACCGAAGCGUUCUCCGGCUCAGUCCGCAUCUACACCAACAGAUGACUCGGCUGGAGUCGCAGCGAAACCAAAAACUCGUCGAACCCAAGAAGCAGCACAUCCCAAGACUGAAAGCUCACUGCCGUCUUCCAAAGUAUCUCUUAAAAGUACUUUUAAUUUGUCCUACGGAACCAAGUCAACGCCUACUAAGUCCACUACUUCUAACACCUCCAUUCAUAAAUCGCAGGAAAAACGUCGAAGCAUCGAAACUAACAGUAAAGCUAGUUGCAUACCCCUAUCUAAGAAGCCUUCUGAUAAAAAUAUUCGCACUUCCACUUCGCCCGUUAAGCAGGACUUAGCGAAGGACGUAGCCAAUAGAGCAGACAAGUCGAAACUGGAAACACCCGUAGUAGAGCUGUUCGGAGAAGUCCCGAGAAAGCGAAGAGUGACACUGAAAAUAAUCGAAUCGACAGAAGACAUCGAGCUCAAAAGGAUAGUGAAGGUCUUAGUGAAAAAUAUCAUUAUUCAAAGAAAAGACUGACUAGUUUAGAAAAUAAUUCUCCGAGAGACCCAAGUGAUACUAAAAAUGUUUCGCCUAAAAAUGUGUUGAAUAAUAACCCGCAAGCUGAACAAAAACAAGAUGCUAAUGCUUGUGGCCUAGAAGAUUC
This is a messenger RNA of Manduca sexta (tobacco hornworm), 2176 nucleotides long. RefSeq lists its product as uncharacterized. The transcript has 5 exons. The record is from RefSeq and is a predicted model, not a curated record. NCBI's taxonomy places the organism in Eukaryota, Metazoa, Arthropoda, Insecta, Lepidoptera, Sphingidae. The coding region runs from base 412 to 2049 and encodes 545 amino acids.